AAACCCUUUCACUUAGCACAUAUAUUUACACGAUUUUGAAAUUUGUAUGGACUAGACACCUUUGAUCAAGGACCGAACUAACCUGGAUCGUUUACAUACCAUAUCCUCAUCGCUUGCCCAUAGAAACUUACAUUUCCUCCCUUUUCCAAGCUCAAGAUAUUCCAUUGAACAAUCUGGUCCAAUGAGUUUGGAACAAAUAGAAAAACAGUCUAUGGUUCUGCAGGAACAGCCCUUCGAAGAUGCACAAACAGAUGUUAGACAGACCCCCACCACUCUGGGAAGCGAGUUUUUGGAGAAGAACACAUCUGAUGCCGGAAGUUCCAUCACUUCCCAGCCAAAACCCUCACAAGAAAUGCAAUUGGCCCCUGACACCGCCUCAGACUUUGGUCCCCGGUCAAGCUAUACUUUGAGCCAAGAAGGCAGCGGGUACGAAAGAGACCAGAACGAGUGUACGGAGUUUUGCCUCGAUUUCUCUUCCUGUUUCGGUUUAUUUGAUGCCUGCUGCCCAGCCGAUUCGGAAGGCUGCAUGACCACCUGUGCUGUGUUCAUUGGUAACUUGUUCUUCAGCUGUUGUCAAUGUAAGUAGAUAAAAAAGCAUUCAACGUAUUCCCAGUUAGAUUUAUAGAUUGACUUUGUACAUAAGAUUUUUCUGAAUUUGUUCGCAUCCACAAAUACACCUUUUGCAACCUCU
Yamadazyma tenuis ATCC 10573 is the source of this 691-nucleotide messenger RNA. The record is from RefSeq and is a predicted model, not a curated record. NCBI's taxonomy places the organism in Eukaryota, Fungi, Ascomycota, Pichiomycetes, Serinales, Debaryomycetaceae.